Stereum hirsutum FP-91666 SS1 is the source of this 3378-nucleotide messenger RNA. RefSeq names its product Adaptor protein complex beta subunit. The record is from RefSeq and is a predicted model, not a curated record. Gene Ontology annotation, molecular function: clathrin binding. Lineage: Eukaryota; Fungi; Basidiomycota; Agaricomycetes; Russulales; Stereaceae. Gene Ontology annotation, biological process: vesicle-mediated transport; intracellular protein transport. Bases 34 to 2235 code for a protein of 733 amino acids. The transcript has 13 exons. Gene Ontology annotation, cellular component: membrane coat.
GCGCUCGACUUGGCUAUAUUUCAUUCGACCCAAAUGACGACACCAGGGCAGGAUGCUAAGUUCUUUCAGCGCGGUAAGAUUCAGGAAUUCCGCGCGGAGUUGCAAGCCGCAGAGACGAAGGACAAGAAGUUCACUAAACGGAAAACAGUGCUAAAGAAGAUUGUGGCUAACAUCACUAUGGGCAAUGACAUGUCCGCUCUGUUCACUGACGUCGUACAAUGUCUCGGCACACCUCUACUCGAGAUCAAGAAGAUGGUUUAUCUAUUUCUGGUGUACUAUGGUCGAGCGAAAGCCGAACAAAUACACAUCGUCAUCCCAAGCUUCCUUCAAGACUGCAAUGACCGCAAUCCCCUUAUCAGAGCUCUCGCCAUCCGUACCAUGUCCUACAUACCUAUACCCAUCGUCAUCGAGAACCUCACCGACCAACUCCGCCACCACCUCAAGGACCGCGACCCGUAUGUGCGCAAGACGGCCGCUAUCUGCGUUGCGAAACUCUACGCUGCUGAUUCAAGGAAGGCUGAGAGGGGUGGGUUCGUGGAGAUGCUAAGGGAUUUGAUGGUCGACAGUAACGCGACAGUUGUGGCGAACGCAAUUGCUGCUCUGUGUGAGAUCGGUGAUCGCCCCGACGGCGUCAUCUUCAAGCUGAACCUCACAAUCGCGAAUAAGCUAAUCACCGCACUUAGCGAGAGCUCUGAAUGGGGUCAGAUUUACAUCCUGGACUCUCUGCUUCGUUACGUGCCAGACAACCACGGCGACGCACAAAUGAUGGCCGAACGCAUCAUCGUUCAGCUCCAACAUGCCAACUCCGCCGUCGUACUCACCACCAUCAAGGUCUUGCUGUACUUGAUGAACUACAUGGAAGACAGGCGGUUGAUUGAUUACAUCUGCAAAAAGAUGGGACCUCCGCUGGUUACAAUGCUGUCGUCUGGUCCUGAGGUUCAAUAUGUGGCCCUGCGGAAUAUUUUAUUGAUUAUUCAGAGGCGACCGUCGGUGCUGAAGAACGACGUCAAGGUGUUCUUCUGCAAAUAUAACGACCCAAUCUACGUCAAGCUGGCCAAGUUGGAGAUCAUGUAUCGGUUAGCACGAGAAGAGAAUGCGAAGGAAGUGCUUGCUGAACUCGAAGAAUACGCCUCUGAAGUCGACAUCGACUUCGUGCGGAAGGCCGUCCGGUCCAUUGGCCGUCUCGCCAUCAAAGUCGAGCCCGCCGCAGAUGCCUGCAUCAAAUCACUGCUCGGCCUAAUCGACACGAAUGUCUCGUAUGUUGUGCAGGAGGCCGUUAUAGUCAUCAAGGACAUAUUCCGUCGCUAUCCCGGCAAGUACGAGGGUGUUAUUCCUACGUUGUGCGAGCAUCUUGAUGCUCUGGACGAGCCGGAGGCAAAGUCCGCUAUGAUUUGGAUCAUUGGCCAGUUCGCCAACAGGAUAGAAAACGCGGACGACUUGAUGGACGAUCUCACGUAUAAUUUCUUGGAAGAGCCUACGGAGGUGCAACUUGCCUUGAUGACCGCUGUCGUCAAACUCUUCAUUUACAAGACUACUUCUGAUAGCGUGAAAGCCCUCGUUCACAAGGUUUUAAAGUGGGCCACAGAGGAAGUUGACAACCCCGACCUUCGUGACCGAGGCUUCAUGUACUGGCGGUUGCUUGCGAUUAACCCUUCCGUCGCAGGCGAGAUCGUUUUAGCGGAGAAGCCUGCGAUCACGACAGACUCAGAUCGUAUGGACAGAGGUGCACUCGACCAACUCCUACUACACACGGGCACGCUGGGAAGUAUAUACCACAAGAACCCAGAAACCUUCAUCAGGGGUGCAGCGGGCAAAGCUUUGACAGAUAGUCCCGCCCUGAAUGAGCACUCAAGACAAGUCCUCGUCCACCUCGCACGGCCAAAACUUCCCGCCCUUGGUCCUCUAGUCGUCUCAGGUCCAGGACCAAUAGAACCCAACCAACGUCCCCCAACAUCACCAUCAGCUCUCGCAGCUGCUGGCAGCAAACCACCACCGCCAUUGCCCGCAGACGCCGAUGCCAACGGCAGCGGUGAUCUCCUAGACCACGACGACAGCGGAGACCAUGAUCAUGAUGCGGAUGGAGAUGAUGAUAUGUUGACGAAGCCGGCAGCGGCUCAGGUGGGGGCAUUGAGUGAUCCGUAUGCAUCACUGGACAGUGCGUUUGGUGGAUACAUGGCCGAUGCUCCGCAACCAAUGUCGAUGAACUCGGGCACUGGUCAACCUUCACUGAUCUGAAUGAACGUGAACAUAGUAGGUGGAUGGACGGAUUCAGACGGACGAUUGCGGAUUUGUAUAUCUAGUAUCGUGUGUUCGUGCAUGGAUACAUUUCGACUAUAUUGAUACAUUUGGAGGAUUGAACCAGAUGAUGCUAUACGACACAUCACAGUCACGAAGAGAGGAGCUGCUUGAUAGGACUUGUUAUCCUAUGUAUUCCAGUUUUUGGUCGUAGAGAGUUAUAGUGCUCUCCGAGCCCAUACAUUCGCCGGUGAUAACUUAUCCGGACGACCUUCGUAUCCUUCACAUGAGACUCGUCAGAUGCACCAACCGGUUCAUGCAUCACUAUAGGCUGGGGGCCGCUCUGCACGACGUGAAUAGGAACCUGAUAGGCUCUGCUCAAUGCAAGGAUCUCUGGCUCGCCACCCCACACUCCCGUAUCACGGAUUGUGGCACAGUACGACUCAAACUCCCGAGGACCCAUCAUACCCUCCAAACCGGCACCUACGCCAUCUUCGCCAGUGACAGAGGGGAGGAAUGGCAGAAAGUCGUCUGGGUGGUUGAAGAUGUAUUUUGCGGCGGCAUGACGAGUGGUGGCGUAUGUGGCGUCCGCGGGUGGUAUGAUGCUGAGCAAGGCGAGUUGGUCGGCGAUGGCGGCGUAGAGACAGUGACCAUCGGGAUUGAUCUCAUACAUCUCUAAACCGAGUUCAUCGCAUACUUUCUUGAUGUCCUUCUCUUCCUGCUUCGCCUCACGUUCCAACCGAGCAUCCGCUUCGGGGUCUGACGCUGGAGCAGCCUGUGCAAGCUCUGCAGCCUUCUUGGCCUGUCUUGCUUUGUGGCGCUCUUUACUGGAUUUGUGCUUCUUACUGCUGUCCGAGUCCACAGAGGGCACAGAACCCACGGAGACAUCGCGAUUGUCUUGCAUUUCAGAAAGUACGUUAGCUGACUCUUGUUGUACGGUCUCGUCUUUCGAGUCGAGCUGUGAGAACAGAUCAUCCAUCAAGUCGUCAUCCGGAACGGCGCUCUCGUCGGGGGUGGUCGAUGGAGAUGGGGAGAAGAGUUUCUUGACUUUGGCACGCUUGCUUCCAGCCAUCGUGAGAGUUGAGGGUAAAUUAAAGGUGUUGAGAAUAUGAGGGGAUGUGAGGAAGAAGCGGACUGGUUCUC